Momordica charantia (bitter melon) is the source of this 1433-nucleotide messenger RNA. RefSeq names its product beta HLH protein 93 (gene BHLH093). Gene Ontology annotation, molecular function: protein dimerization activity; sequence-specific DNA binding; DNA-binding transcription factor activity. The record is from RefSeq and is a predicted model, not a curated record. Gene Ontology annotation, cellular component: nucleus. Gene Ontology annotation, biological process: regulation of DNA-templated transcription. NCBI's taxonomy places the organism in Eukaryota, Viridiplantae, Streptophyta, Magnoliopsida, Cucurbitales, Cucurbitaceae.
UUUAUUUGAAAAAAGAAAACAAAUUUUGUCUGAUUGAUAGGUUCGGUGAAAAAGACAUAAAUUCACAGACGAGAGAGAGAUACAGAAAUCGCAAAAAGCAGAUUCCUUUUUUCCAUAGCCCUAACCCUAACCCUACUACUAGUUGGUACAUACCAUAUGCAAGGCCAAAAGAGGGAAGAACUAGAAGAAGAAGAAGAAGAAGAAAAUGGAGCUCAGUCAACAUGGUUUCUUGGAGGAAUUGUUAGCUUCCACUCCUUGGACCUCCCACUCAAAUGGGUUCAACGAUUUCUUCCAAAAUGGCUGGAAUUUCAAUUCUUCUUUUGAUGAGAAUCCCGCCAUGGGUACCCCAAAUUUCCCCCAUUUUCCUGGCAUUCAAACCACGCCAAAUGAUUUUCCUUUCGGCGACCAACUCCUCUACACUAAUUUCCUCGAAGGGUUUGCAAUGCCGGAGCUGGAUUCCUCCUCCUACACCAAGAACAACGAAACCCCACCAUUUGUUUCGCAGGAAGAAAUUAUGAGUAAUAAAACGCCUCCGGCGGCGGUGGAGGAGGAAGAAGUUGGUUUUCUGGAGAGCAAAGUGGAAAUGGAGCAAAUGGUUGGCCCUGAAGCUCCUGCUUUUAAAAUGGGUGUGCCAGAAUUGGGGAAGAGAAGCAGCAAUAAGGCCAAGAAAAUUGAAGGCCAGCCCUCCAAGAAUUUAAUGGCCGAAAGAAGGAGGAGGAAGCGAUUGAACGAUCGCCUUUCAAUGCUUAGAGCAAUUGUCCCUAAAAUAAGCAAGAUGGACAGAACAUCUAUUCUUGGAGACACAAUCGAUUACGUGAAAGAACUACUUGAAAGAAUCAAUAACUUGAAGGAAGAAGAAGAGGUUGGUGUAGAUUCAAACCACCGGAGCUUAAAUGGGAUCUCCAAGGAACCCAAGCCCAGUGAAGUUCUAGUGAGAAAUUCCCCCAAGUUCGAUGUUGAAAAGAGGGAAAGGGAGACUCGAAUCGACAUUUGCUGUGCGACGAGGCCAGGAUUAUUGCUGUCCACUGUCAAUACAUUGGAAGCUUUGGGCCUUGAGAUUCAUCAGUGUGUUAUUAGCUGCUUCAAUGAUUUUUCAAUGCAAGCUUCUUGCUCUGAGCAGGGAAGUGCCCAGAAAGCAGUGGCAAGUUCUGAAGAUGUAAAGGAAGCAUUGUUCAGAAAUGCAGGAUAUGGAGGGAAUUGCUUGUAGAGGAAACGCUUAAAGUGAAGAACAUCAAUGGCGUUCUUCCAAGGGAUGAUGAAUGACGAAUCUGUUGCAAUUAGAAAUAAUUAAUCCGAAUAGGCUAUUUCCAAUAACUGAUCUGGGUUUUAUUUGCUGCAUUUAGUGAUUAGACUUGGAUACACACACUCUAAUAAUGUACCAAAGCAGAUGAAAGCAAAGAGUUCCAUUUCUUAUGAUAUUACUUUCUUCUUUA